AUGCUACUGCAGGAAUUCACUCGGUGCUUGAAAACCCAUAUCUUAGAUCGCCUCCGAGAGCAAGGAGACACUCCCAAGUCCCUUGACUUACCUUCAAAAGAUGUCAAGGACUUCGAGUAUCAUGAAGAACAGCUUGAUGCACUCAUCACUAGCAAGAACAGGCUUCAUGAACACAAGACACUUUGUAUAAACUACACUACAUAUGAUGUUCAGCGGGAGCAGGACACUAUCAACGCAUGCUCAUGA
Messenger RNA from Coniophora puteana RWD-64-598 SS2, 246 nucleotides. RefSeq lists its product as uncharacterized. The transcript has a single exon. NCBI's taxonomy places the organism in Eukaryota, Fungi, Basidiomycota, Agaricomycetes, Boletales, Coniophoraceae. The record is from RefSeq and is a predicted model, not a curated record. The coding region runs from base 1 to 246 and encodes 81 amino acids.